AUGAGUACAAUGACGGAGAUGGUGAUGAUGAAGUCCAAGAUGAGUGAGUACGGGCCCGACUCGGGCGGGCGUGUCAAGGGGGCAGUGGUGGUGAAGCCCAUAGUGUUUGGAAACACUGCCAAAUACUUCGGCAAAAAGCGCGAAGAGGACGGACACACCCAUCAGUGGACAGUAUACGUGAAGUCCUACAAGAAUGAGGACAUGUCUUCGUACGUGAAGAAGGUUCACUUCAAGCUGCACGAGUCCUACGCCAACCCCAACCGAGUGGUCACGAAACCCCCCUUCGAGGUAAGGGAGACGGGUUGGGGUGAGUUCGAGAUUGUCAUCAAAGUCUACUUCAUUGACCCCAACGAGCGACCCGUCACUAUAUACCACAUCUUAAAGCUGUUCCAAACGGAGAACAACGUGAUUAACAUCAAGAAGGAUCUCGUGUCCGAGUUCUACGACGAGAUCAUAUUCCAAGACCCGUCGGUCAUGAUGUCUCAGUUGCUCUCCUCCAACAGACAGCUCACCUCAGGACCUGUCAAACACGGCAUCGACUUCGACGACAAGAAGGAGAAGACGAUCAACACUAUACUCAACGCCAAGAAUAAGGUUCGCCUCGAGAUCACCGACUUGAAGGACAGACUUAAAGUGGCCAAAGAGGCCAUCAAUAAGUAUAAGACAGAGAUCGCCAAAUCCAACGAGUGA
Oppiella nova is the source of this 690-nucleotide messenger RNA. The record is from the annotation of a GenBank genome assembly. Lineage: Eukaryota; Metazoa; Arthropoda; Arachnida; Sarcoptiformes; Oppiidae.